Caenorhabditis angaria is the source of this 5378-nucleotide messenger RNA. The record is from the annotation of a GenBank genome assembly. NCBI's taxonomy places the organism in Eukaryota, Metazoa, Nematoda, Chromadorea, Rhabditida, Rhabditidae.
AUGUAUUAUAUUCAAUUUCUCCUCGUCGCCGUGUUAAUGGUCAUGUGUACAGAGCCCAGGUAUUUUUUUCACCGCGGAACCCGCGGAGCAUCGUUGUUUUUGAUGUUUUCUAGCUGAAAUAAUCCUCUCUCUCUCUCUCUCUCUAAACUAAACCCCAAAAACGAAAUAAUCCCAGCGAAAAAAAAUUUUUGACAAAAAAAGUACAAACAAAAUUGAAUUUACUUUGUUUGCGCUGACGAAAUUUGAAACUUUUUUGGGUGUCAGGAAAAUUAUGCAACAACGAUGCUCCGCACUUACGCCGUUUUUUUGAGGGGGAAAACUUUAGAAAAAAAAACAACGAUGCUCCGCACUUACAACAAAUGUUCCGCGAAAAAUUCAAAAUUUAAAUUCUCGAGCCAAAAACAACGAUGCUCCGCAAUUACAACAAAUGUUCCGCGAAAAAUUCAAAAUUUAAAUUCUCGAGCCAAAAACAACGAUGCUCCGCAAUUACAACAAAUGUUCCGCGAAAAAUUCAAAAUUUAAACUCUCGAGUCAAAAACAACGAUGCUCCGUAAUUACGACAUGUGUAGUUCUCUCGGAAAACAGAAAAAUUCAAAUAAUGAGCAAAAAACAACGAUGCUCCGCACUUACAAAAUUUUUUUUUCGCGAAAAAUUCAAAAUUUAAAUUCUCGAGUCGAAAACAACGAUGCUCCGCACUAACAAAAAUUUUUUUUUUCGCGAAAAAUUCAAAAUUUAAAUUCUCGAGCCAAAAACAACGAUGCUCCGCACUUACAACAAAUGUUCCGCGAAAAAUUCAAAAUUUAAAUUCUCGAGCCAAAAACAACGAUGCUCCGCACUUACAACAAAUGUUCCGCGAAAAAUUCAAAAUUUAAACUCUCAAGUCAAAAACAACGAUGCUCCGCAAUUACGACAUGUGUAGUUCUCUCGGAAAACAGAAAAAUUCAAAUAAUGAGCAAAAACCAACGAUGCUCCGCACUAACAACAAUUUUUUUUCGUGAAAAAUUCAAAAUUUAAAUUCUCGAGUCAAAAACAACGAUGCUCCGCACUAACAACAAUUUUUUUUCGUGAAAAAUUCAAAAUUUAAAUUCUCGAGUCAAAAACAACGAUGCUCCGCACUAACAACAAUUUUUUUCGUGAAAAAUUCAAAAUUUAAAUUCUCGAGUCAAAAACAACGAUGCUCCGCACUAACAACAAUUUUUUUUCGUGAAAAAUUCAAAAUUUAAAUUCUCGAGCCAAAAACAACGAUGCUCCGCAAUUACACCAAUUUUCUUACAGAAAAGCAGUUUAUCGUCGAAAUUCGCCGACGCUACGAAGAAUGGCUAGGAAUUAUGAUUGGGAAGAGGAUGAUCACGGCGGCCUAAGGCCUGUGAUUCGGCCAGCAAAAGUGAGUUUUGUUUGCCCCGAAAAAAUCCUCACCUAGAAUUGAUUUCAGGUCGAAAGAUCGACUAAAAAUUGUGCAAACGAUUCACACAUCCUUAACACAAUUAUGCAGAAUUAUAAUAGGCACAAGAUUCCAGGCGGACAAGUUUCAGUGGAAGUUGAAGUUUGGGUUCAGGAGAUCACGACGAUUUCAGAUAUCACUAGUGAUUUUCAGGUGAGCGCGCGGAAGCGGAGCCUCGUAAUCUUCUCAAAGUUUCUAGCUCGACAUCUACAUCUAUGAAACGUGGCAUGAUCCAGCUCUAGAUUACGCCGCUUUGGCUCCAUGUAAAUAUAAUUUAUCACUGAAUUCGGUGCUCUUGGAGAAACUUUGGACACCGAAUUCGUGUUUUAUUAAUUCAAAAACUGCGGAUAUUCACAAAUCACCAUUUCCCAAUAUAUUUUUGAUGAUUUAUGCGAAUGGAACAGGUAGGUCUUUCGCGAGUGUAUUCCGCAAGCUUCCGCGAAGCGGCAUAGCUUGCGGAAAAUGCUGUCUUCCAAAGACCACCACGUUCAUACAUCAAAUUCCUAUCAAACACGCAAAUCUCUUGGUUUUUUCCCAUCAAUCUCCCCCUUCUCACAAAAAAAUUCCCACAGGACAAUUUUUGAUAAUUUUUUUCCUCGCAUCCACAAAAUGAAAAAAACAAGAGAACUACCAAAAAGCCUCGAGUGGCUAAGUGGUAGCGUUUUGGAUUUUGAGGCUAGAGGUCACGGGUUCGUGCCACGAUGCCUCCUACUAUAAUUUUUUUAUUUUUCGGCGGAAUCCAUGGGCGGGAAAUUCAAUUUUCGAUCAUCAUCAUCAUCAUCGGCCAAAAUCUAAUCGUGCUCUUCCUUCCUUUUUUCUCGGGCCGCGCCGCCGUUUUCCACCAAAAACACGAGAAAAGGAGGAGAAUUUAUUGAAUUUGUGUGCUUUUUUCUCGCGAGAUACGAAAAUUUGCAUAUUUUUUGGGGGGAAGCGCAAAACACAGAUACAGUAAUCUUGGGAGAAAAUCUGUUAGGAGGAAUUUUAAUUGAAUCAAGUCAUGCGAAAAAUUAGAAAUUCGAGAUUUUUUUUUGCAGUUUGGACAAAUUAUCGACUCAAACUUCAGGGACCAUGUAUUAUGGAUUUGACGAAGUGAGUUUAAUAUGAGCAAUGCUCAACUAGGUUGCAUGUUCCUUUAAAUUCUCCAAAUUGUUUUUUUUUCCAGAUUCCCAUUUGACAAUGUGACGUGUUCUUUAACUUUUGAGAGUUUCAAGUGAGUUUUUUUCCAAAUUCCUAAAGAUUUCAGUUUCAAAAAUGUUUGCAGCUACAACACAGACGAGGUAAAAAUGGACUGGUCGGAGAAAGGUGUGCAAAAAAUGAGGGAUAAAAUGGAGCUGGCUGAUUAUGAAUUGGUGGAUAUUAAUAAAAUUCGAAAAGAGGAGGUUGGUAGAGAUUUUUGCGCGCGAAAAAUUGAUCUAGAAAAGUUUUGAUUUGGCUUCGUACUUAAUUGAUUGAGUAUCUAAUGUCUUGAUUUGGCUGCGUACCUCAACUGAGUAUCAAACGUAAUUUUAUUCCAGGAAUACCCCGCUGGUUAUUGGCACGAAUUAACAAUGAGUUUUGAGUUCAAAAGACGAGCCGGUUGGUAUAUUUUACAAGCUUAUUUGCCGACUUAUUUAACAAUUUGUAUUUGUAAGUUUUUUUAAAUUUAGCCAAUUAUAAUUGCAAAUGAGACUAAUCAUUUUAUUUUUAGCUUGGAUCUCAUUUGCACUUGGCACAAAAGCAAUUCCGGCUCGAACAAUGUUAGGGGUCAAUUCAUUGCUGGCUAUGACUUUUCAAUUCGGAAAUAUUAUUCGAAAUUUGCCGAGGGUUUCGUAUGUUAAGGUGAGAAUUAAGUAUACGCCAACAAGUAAUUGACUGACGUAAAUUUUGUAGGCUAUCGAUGUUUGGAUGCUCUCCUGCAUGACAUUCGUCUUCUGCUCAUUACUCGAACUCGCCUGGGUCGGUUAUCUCUCGCGCGAAGAAGAGCCCCUCACCAUCCGUCACCCGCCACCCGCUCAAGUUGCCCCAACUUCCCAACACGUCCAUCAUCAAACACAAUCACAAACCCUUCACCAUCGUCGAAACCACCAUCAGAAACAGCCGAAAAACGAGGAGGAAUCGGCGUUGCUCAGUUUGAGAGACAAUGAUUAUGGUUAUAUUCCGCCGGGUUUUGGUUUGCAUAAUGGGCAUGGGGGAAGUAGCGGGAAUGUUAUCAAGAGUUUUUCGUCGACGUGUUCGUGUGAACAGGCGGCGAAUGUGGUGACGAUGAUGAGUUUGGAUGAGGCUGAGCAGAUUCCGCCGAGUCAAUCGGCUUAUUUGUCGAGGUGAGGACCCCGCACUGAGGGGGGGGGGGGCGAGUGUAAACCGCAAGCUUCCGCGUAGCGGCACUAUCUUCCGCUUCAGCGGCCACGUCGUGCCACCACAUAAAUCCGAGGAGAUGCAGAGAAAAAAAGACACCGUACUCCUCCCCGGUUCCUUAGGUGCAUCGCUGCGAGACCACACAAAAUCUCUGCGUCUCUACGAAAUUAUCUUUUCCCAUUUUUCUGGCACGACGUGGCGUCACUACUCCGAGAGAAGUACACACAGAUAUAUAUAAUGUGUGCUAUAGAGCGAAUUUUCUUUCCUAGUGGUCAAGGUUGUGUUUAAGCCGCUUACAAAAUUCGAGCGCUCCGCGCGAGUCUAAACCGCAAGCUUCCGCGUAGCGGCACUAUCUUCCGCUUCGGUGGCCAGUUAUGCGUCACUACUCCGAGAGAAGUACACACAAAUAAAUUAUAUGUGCGAUAGAGCGAACUUUCCUACCUAGUGGUCCAGGUUGUGUUUAAGCAUCUACACAAUUCGAGCGCUCCGCGCGAGUCUAAACCGCAAGCUUCCGCAUAGCGGCACUAUCUUCCGCUUCAGCGGCCAGUUAUGCGUCACUACUCCGAGAGAAGUACACACAAAUAUAUAUAUAAUGUGUGCGAUAGAGCGAACUUUCUUUCGUAGUGGUCAAGGUUGUGUUUAAGCCGCUUACAAAAUUCGAUGGCUCCGCGCGAGUCUAAACCGCAAGCUUCCGCGUAGCGGCACUGUCUUCCGCUUCAGCGGCCAGUUAUGCGUCACUACUCCGAGAGAAGUACACACAGACAAAUUAUAUGUGCGAUAGAGCGAACUUUCUUUCCUAGUGGUCAAGGUUGUGUUUAAGCCGCUUACAAAAUUCGAGCGCUCAGCGCGAGUCUAAACCGCAAGCUUCCGCGUAGCGGUACUAUCUUCCGCUUCAGCGGCCAGUUAUGCGUCACUACUCCGAGAGAAGUACACACAAAUAAACUAUGUGUGCGAUAGAGCGAACUUUCCUUCCUAGUGGUCAAAGCUGUGUUUAAGAUAAUAUAGCCUCUCUUACACAAUUCGAGCGCUCCGCGCGAGUCUAAACCGCAAGCUUCCGCGUAGCGGCACUAUCUUCCGCUUCAGCGGCCAGUUAUGCGUCACUACUCCGAGAGAAGUACACACAAAUAAACUAUAUGUGCGAUAGAGCGAACUUUCUUUCUUAGUUUUAAGGUUUUAAAGGUUGUGUUUAAGCUAAUAUAGGCUCUCUUACACAAUUCGAGCGCUCCGCGCGAGUCUAAACCGCAAGCUUCCGCGUAGCGGCACUUUCUUCCGCUUCAGCGGCCAGUUACGAAAUUGAAAAAUGUGGCCGCCGUAAAAAUGAAAACUAACCUUCGUCAGCCGCGUGCGGCUGUGCGGCGCGGUCGGAAAACAAUCAAUAAUUCAUUUUCUUUUCCGACCGCGCCGCACAGCCGCACGCGAGUGACGAAGUUUAGUUGUUUUCAUACGUUAACAGCACUUCCGCUCUCAAAAAAUCCAAUUUUUCUUCAGAAAACAACGUCGCGAAAUGCUAGCCCACAAAAUCGACUCCGUAUCCGUGUUCAUGUUCCCAUUCCUCUUUGUUUUAUUCAACAUUGCCUAUUGGCAACAUUAUCUACGUGUAUAA